UUUUCUUGUUUCCCGUCACCCUGAGUCUUCACAAAGAGCUAAAAACGCAUUCACAGUUGCGUAAGUCAGACGCACGACCAGAGUCAAAGAGAACUACAUUACCCAGAAUCCUCCAGCAGAUCCAAGCCUCUACGGAAGACCGGGUAGCUCCUUUGCGUCUACAGUCCGCGUUUUCUACACAGCUCGGAGUGGCUUUUUGCAGUGAGGGGAGAAACGGCGCAGAAACGCGCUCACUGAUCUAUCUUUCUCUCACUCUCGUGCGCGCUCUCUGUCUCCGUCCCCGAGGCGCCUCUGCGUGAAACCGGCAACACUCACUUUUUACAAUUCCAAUUAUUUUAUUUUUUUCCUAGAUCUUAGGGGAUUUUUUUAUUUUUGUGUUGUCGUUUUUUUAGAUAAUUUCUCGAGUUUUUUUUAUUAAAUUAAAUUUGUUUUAUAUUUCUUAACCAGAUGCUCUCACACAGCUGCUCGCUUCGGCGUCUCCAGUCAGCAGCAGCACCGGACCAGCAUGCGCGCGCCGGACCGGGCUGUGGAGUGCGCUCUGCUCGCGAGCCCCUGCGCUCCUAGACCGGGGCACGGUUCCACGAGCCAGUCCAGCUGAGGAGGCAACAUCAGCAGCAGCAUUGACCAUUGAGCAGCGGCGACGGCGACAGCGCUGCUGAUGCGCGCGUGAGGAGCUCGCGCCCAACGCUGCUGCAGCGUGAGCGCGAGCGCGGCGCCUCCCGGUGAGCGCGCGGUGGUGGUGGCGGCGGCUCCUUCGUCGUCUGGCUGGCCGACUGACUGACUGACUGAGUGAGCGAGCGAGUGGCUGCACGAGGCUGGAGAUUUGCAUAUCAGAGGCGCGCCGCAUCUCACGAGGGUAACAAACUGGCAGGCUCCAGAUUGCCAUGGAAACGUGUGCAGUUUGUGAGAAAUAGUUGAGAGAAUCUAGAGAAAGAAAAACAUCGCCUGGUGCUUUCCUGUGACUUCACACCUAAAGCUCCUGAUCACUGGAGGCCCUGCACUCACACUGACCCAGCAAGGAUUGUGUGAUUGGGCUGGAUCAGCAUCUCCACAGUACAAUAGCAUAAGCUGUCAGAUAUUUGCUGCCUAAGGGACAAUAGCCCUAGGGCACUCAGACUGGACGACAUUACAUACAUACACUAGUAUAGACUGUGAGUUUCGGAGGUAAUGAGCCGACUGUCAGGACGUCUGCGCUCUGGAGGUGUGCGUUAUGCCUGUGAAGCUCUGGCUGAGGAGGACUGCCGUGAGGCUGAAGGCUCCUGGAUGGGAGAUGUAGGGCCUGGAGUCACGUCAGCAGGGCCCACUGGCUCUGGCCCAGGCAGUUCACUACACUAUGGAUUUUACUCACCUCCUUCACUGGCUAAUGGCCUGCGAAACCAUGAUGAGCAGUUUCAGCGGCGAGCAAGGAGACGCAGACAAAUGGACCAUGCGGAACAAAUGCACACACAUGAACAAGUGCACAUUCAGCAGCACACACAUCCGCAGAUGCACACACACCAGCAAACACAGUCACUCGAAAAAAACACUCAAAUGGAACAGUCAAACACACAUUUACCGUCUCACACAUGCAUUCAGACAGACACAGAGAUACUAAUGCACAAGCUCUCACAUACAGAGCUAGACAGUCAUUCCAGCUCUUCAGUUAUGGAGCAUGACACAUCUCUUAUUCCAGAGGACCUGUCUAUAACAUCUAAGACUGCCCGUUCAAACUAUCCUUUGCAAACCAGCCAGCCCUCACAAAAUUAUUCCGCCCUUCAACAUAACCCUGCUUCUACAUGCAAGGUAGAGUCAGAACAAACAGCUACCACCACCACCUGUAAACCACAGGUGGGCCACUUACCAAACCCUGACAUAUGCCACAGUUCCAGCACAAGCCACAAUCUAGUCAGUGCCCCCAUAGAGGCUGAGAGAAAAUAUACUCUGAGAAGUUCUGGUCGGCCCCGUUUCCCGUGUCACCUUCGCAAGUCGUCACGCUUGCGUAGAGCCACAGAAGAUAGCAUAGUGAAAAGGGAAGAGGAACAAAAAGAGGAGGAGGAAGCUGUGAACAUCUAUAGAGGAGAUGAAAUUAGAAAGGAAUCACAUCCUCCCAAAGUUCCUGCAGUUGCUUCAACUGUGGAGGCUCUACCAGCAUCAACCAAACCAGUAGCCAGAAUGGUGCCCAAUCAUAGUGUUAGUAUGCCAUUUGGAAACGAAAGCAGCACUGUGACUCACCACUCAACAAGAGGUAAACGACGAGGUCCUUUUUUAGGUGUGAGAAAGAUAGUGGUGAAAAUUGCUAGAAUUCCUGUGCAUCUCAGUCGUCGUCAGAAAAGCUACAAGAUCUCUUCUUUAGACCUUGGGGUAGUACCGACACGUACAGAGAGCUCUGCUGUUACUGGAGAAGUUCCAGAAAAGGUACCUAGCAGUGAGACCAUUGCCCCCCCUCCAAGGGAACCCACUGCUCUCCUCCGCAUGAAAAACAAUGGGAAGAGUGUAAUGGUCAUGUUUCCUCCAGGAGAGUUACCCGUCAUCCUCAAACGCCGUAGAGGACGCCCCCCUAAACAGGCUUUACCAGGACAGCCUGACAUGCGUGAAACUAGAGCUGGGGCAGCAAAUGCUGCUGAGCCCAAGAAACCACGUCGGCGAAGGCGAGUAAAGCUGCCAUCCCCACUGCCCUCAUAUGUUAAUGACACCAACGAUGUUAAAGCAGAGUAUGCAGACGUUCUCUCUAAACUGGCUUUUCUUAACAGACAACCUCUCAGCACUGGUCGCUGUUCGCCACCACGCUGCUGGACUCCAACUGAGCCUGAGACCUUUCACACAUCUCCAGAGAACCCAAACCUGUCCACUCUGCUGCACCGUCUCACAGGUUUCCGUAGACGAGGGGGCAGAGCAGGUUGUAUGGGAGGGAGAGGAGGUGGUGCAGCUGGGUGCUCUGAGGCUUUUAAGAGGUCGUUCAGUGACUUCUUUGAGACAAUUGGCAAGAAGCGGAAAGUACCACAGUCAGAACCAGGAACUCCACGAAAAAGAGGGAAAGGGGCUGGUGCUGGAACUAGUAGGGCAGCUAUGACUGAGCAAGGUUCUCCUGUGGCUGGGGAAAAGGUCAGAAAACGUCGUUCACGAAAGAAUGGUACAUUAAAAGGCAGUCAGGGUUUGCAGGAUCAAGACUGGCAAAAUGGAAAUAAUGGGUGGGGGGAGAAAGGUGAUCCAGAUACCCCUGAAAGAGCAGGUAGUUACCACGGCUCUUGCUCUCCCCGUGGGAACUUUUCAUCUUCUGAGACUGGUAAGGGGGGAGUGUACCACAGUCCAGCCAUGAGAGGAGCUGGCAGUGGAGAAGAGGGAAUGUUUGCAGGAUACUUUCGCUCCCUACUUGAUUCAGAUGACUCCUCAGACUUGCUGGACAUCUCCAUGUCAAGCCCUACAGGUCGGCAAGACUCUCGUAAACUUACUCCAGGAUAUGAUGGCAGCAGUCCAGGUGCGGUUCAGCGAUGGUCCCCUGCGUUCCCUAAGAGAAGUCCCAAAGGAGCUGCCUGUGCUGGAGAGGGGGCAGCACUGUCUUCACCCCCAAUUCCAAGCAACUCUGCAACUAGGCCCCCAUUUUCUUACAGUGUUUCACAAACAUCUCCCACCCCUUCCUUCCCAAAAUCUCCCGCUCUCUCACUUUCACGGUCCCCUAGUUCUCCCCAUCCAUCUUCUAGUAGUUUUUCCCAAUAUCCUUCCAAUUAUAGUGGAAAUGUCUCACAAGGGUCAGGCAUCUGCUCUGUGCCUCAGCAACAGCACAGGUCAAGUGACUGCAGCUUUAUGUAUGGCACUAAAGCACCCCCUGUUUCUUCCACUCAACGGCAGUUAAGUUUUGCAAAUUAUCAGACUUCUGCCAAGCGUCACUAUAGUGGAUAUCCUGGGCCUGCUCAUCCUUCAAUGCAGCAGAGUGAAUCUGCUGGUCCAGCAUCACCAAGUGGAAGUUAUAUGUCAAUAUCAAAGACAAGCCCCUUCUCCUCAUCCUCAUCCCCUCCUGAAAGUUGUAGACAAUACCAGUCCUCUGCACAGUGGGGCUAUAGGCAAGGGGGACCAGUUUGGGGUGGAGAUGGAUUUGGUUCUCAUCAGUUCCAUGGAUAUUCUGAGUAUGGAGUUGGCGGGACAGAGUCCAAAGACAUCCUGGACAUAUCAAAUUACACACCUCAGAAAGCAAAGCAGCGUCCCUGCCCUGACACACUCUCUGAGUCCUCCUCGGACUCCUCACACACAGGGCUGGGUAGCAUGGGGGGGCAGUAUUGCCCUAGGGAUAUUCCAGUGCCUGAAGGGCAGUCUAGCCUAUCAAGCUUAGAAAAGCUAAUGCUAGAUUGGAAUGAAAAUUCUGCGGGCCCUUCAUACAACUGGAGUCAGAACGUUUUGUUUCAAGGUGGGACUAAAUCAGGCCGUGGUCGCAGAAAGAGAUCAGAACAACAGAAUGAGAGGGAGUCAUGCUCUAUGCCUCCAGGAUCACCUGCAAGUCCUUCUAUGCAGGGAGCUGGACCAAAGCGCAGUGCUUCGGCAGGCCGACAACCCAGGGGGAGCAGGGGCAGGGGAGGAUUCUCUCCCUGCCAAAGAGAGAGAUCUGUACCAGCCAAAGCCAAACCUCAAAAACCUACGUCCACAGCCACAGCAGGGCAGAUGACUUCAGCAGGGUCACUAUACCAAGAGACUAUAGAUUAUUACAGUGGAGACAGCAGUAGCCUAUCACCUCUUAGUCAUGCCCCAGAGCCCUGUGAAUAUCCCUCCCCCUACUCUGCUCACACCUCAACUCCCUCUUCUGAAGAAAGAUUUGCCCAGAUUUACCCCACAGAUUCUGCCUCUCUUUCCCCGAAUCUGUCAACCCAACCAGAUGUCAUAAAACAGUACCCUAAGACAGGCCCUCAAUCGCAGUCAUAUGGACAUGCUGCCAGGACAUUCAGUCCUACACUAUCCCCAAGCCCUCGCCUCCUACCACAGUGUGGAUCUGCAAUGAGUCCACACCGGGUAUCUACAAAGGACCAGUUUCCACAGUAUGAUUCCCCGAGUUACAGUGGCUCCCCUUGCUGGUAUGGACAGAGUGGGAGUGUUACUAACAGCCCCCACAGCUAUGAGGAGCAGCGAUCCACUGCCGUCGCUCUGCCCUCCCACAAACGGGACACAUCACUAAUGGGACCUGGAAUAAGGGUGCCAUCCCAGUCUCCUUAUCCCCAACCUGUAAACAGAGGCCCUGCAAUGUCCUCAUCGUGUGCCAGUGGGGCACUGGACUCUUCUCCUCAGCAUGAGGAGCUGGGUUAUCAUGGUAAUAUGGACAGCUAUGCACCCCUUCGGCAACGUUAUGUGUCCCAAAGUGCCCAAAGUGGGGUUCUCUGCCAGCUACUGGACCAGCCCAGCGAUGAAGGCUUUACUGUCACCAGCCUGUAGUUAGAAUUGUUGCAGUAAUCAACAAAGAUGAUUUGGACUACACCCUUUUCAUAUUUUUAAUAUUUUAUAAAUGAGGCUCCACAGAAGACACUUACUAAGUAAGACAGAAGAGAUUUGGAAGUGUGGACUAAAAGCUGACUUCUCCAGCAGUGACAAUCAAGAUCCAAAUUCACAUCACAUGCACACACAGACACACACAUGCACACAUGCAUGCUCUACACCCACAUAUUUGACUUGUUUACACACACAUACACACACACACACAAACACAAACACAAGAAGACUAUCAAACACAGACAUCUGAAACGCACAUUUACGCACAUAUAGACACUCUCUCACGCACAAGGCCUGUUGUGAAACUUGGGUGGAGUUUUUUUUAAGGAUGGACAUGCACACUGCUUCUAUCUGAUAGAAGAACUAACCUGCAGAAAUGCAGGAAUCCUUCGAAUGCAAGUAUGACUCAUUAAAGCUAAAACUCAGACAUGCCUGCAACUGUCUGUCAAACUGAUGUGAGAGACCACGAAAAAAAAAGGAUUUUGGACUACACACUGAUCUCUCUCUCUUUUUCUCUUGUUUUUCCUUCUUCUCUGAUUCUCUUUCUGUGUCUACCUGUUUCUUCUAGUCUUCACAUCAUCUCCUACCAUUCGACUGAAGAGAUUAAUACAUACUUCCCCCAAAAAAUCAAUCACCUUUUUUAGGGUUAUUUAAUACUAACCCUGCUACCUAAACAGACUUUACCCUAUAUCUUACCUUAUGUGCUAUCUGCUCCAAGAUACCAGCAUCUGUACAUAAAGUCACACCAACAGACCCAACAUCAGAGGGGCAAACGUUUACUGAAAGUUGUACAAACCCAUUGCAGAAAAAUCAUGCUUUGAAUGUUCUCAGAAUCUCUGUUAGGACAUUUAAGAGGUGAUGUCAGUUUUUUUAAGUGGCUUCAAAUGGUUCAGCUUGGUCCUGUGCAAAUAGUCACUGCAGUAUUUUUAAUCAAGGCCCUGGUCUGGUCCUGUGGGGGUCUGUCUGGAUUGAAUGCUCUCUUCUCUUGCUCUUGUGCUCGGCCUACAGCAUGGUCACACCCUACCCGGUUCUUGUCUCUGUGUGUUUUUAUCAUUUCAUGUCAGAAAGGACAAACACUCAUGCACUGACCCCAAAGAUGCUGCUCUGGCAACGGUGCUGAGAGGCCAGCCCUCUGGCCAGUCUGUGCACAGAGGUCUGGAACUCAGGGUGUGGACAAUGCACCUCCCUACUCAUCCUCCUUUUCCUCCUUCUUUUUUUCUCUCUCUCUCCACUGUUCCUAUUUCUUGUGGUCCGCUGUGUCGUACAGUGAUUUUUUGUGAUGAAAUACUGUAUCUGUCUGUUCCAUAUACUGUAUCUAAGGUGAAUAUUUAAAUACACAUUCUGUUCUUAUCAUUGCUUAA
Molecule: messenger RNA, 6806 nt
Organism: Astyanax mexicanus (Mexican tetra)
Lineage: Eukaryota; Metazoa; Chordata; Actinopteri; Characiformes; Acestrorhamphidae
Gene: ahdc1
Product: AT hook, DNA binding motif, containing 1
Exons: 4
Coding region: 1168-5391 (1407 amino acids)
Source: RefSeq, a predicted model, not a curated record